Molecule: messenger RNA, 3410 nt
Organism: Brienomyrus brachyistius
Lineage: Eukaryota; Metazoa; Chordata; Actinopteri; Osteoglossiformes; Mormyridae
Product: muscarinic acetylcholine receptor M4-like
Exons: 2
Coding region: 202-1704 (500 amino acids)
Biological process (GO): G protein-coupled receptor signaling pathway, coupled to cyclic nucleotide second messenger; regulation of locomotion; adenylate cyclase-inhibiting G protein-coupled acetylcholine receptor signaling pathway
Cellular component (GO): plasma membrane; dendrite; synapse
Molecular function (GO): G protein-coupled serotonin receptor activity; G protein-coupled acetylcholine receptor activity
Source: RefSeq, a predicted model, not a curated record
GCGAGGAGGACUACAUCUGGCUCAGACUGACUUGCCUUCUUCUUAAAAGAAGUUGGUACUUCGUUCAAGGGGUUAUCUGUCACUUGUAUUUGAGAUUGUUACUGACCAGAUCAUAAUUAUUCACUUUAAAACACCAGGGGAAAUUUUUAGGAUAGGAUUUUGAAAGCAGCUACUUCUUGGUUAAUCGACUAAAAAUGCAGCAUGAGUGAUAACAACACAGAAACCUACUGGAUUUCACCUUGGAACUUAAAUGGUUCCAUAUUCAAUGUAUCCAACAGCAAUUAUUCUUCAAACAUCACAAUGGAAGAGAUGUCAUGGAGUUCCUACAGGACAAUGGAGAUGAUCUUCAUUGCUUUGGUGACAGGGUCCCUAAGCUUUGUCACAGUAGUGGGCAACAUCCUAGUGAUGCUCUCUAUCAAAGUAAACCGCCACCUUCAGACUGUGAAUAAUUACUUCCUUUUCAGCUUGGCAUGCGCUGACCUUAUCAUCGGGGUCUUUUCCAUGAACCUCUACACUGUAUACAUCAUCAAGGGCUAUUGGCCCCUAGGGCCUGUGGUUUGUGACCUCUGGCUGGCCUUGGAUUAUGUGGUCAGCAACGCUUCAGUCAUGAAUCUGCUGAUUAUCAGUUUUGACCGUUAUUUUUGUGUGACCAAGCCACUUACUUACCCAACAAAAAGGACAACAAAGAUGGCGGGGCUAAUGAUCGCUGCAGCUUGGAUCCUGUCCUUCAUUCUCUGGGCUCCUGCUAUCUUGUUCUGGCAGUUCGUUGUCGGGGAGCGCACAGUUGAUCCCAGGGAAUGUUAUAUCCAGUUCCUCUCCAACCCUGUUGUUACCUUUGGCACAGCUAUUGCCGCCUUCUACCUGCCUGUCAUUAUCAUGACUAUCCUUUACAUCCACAUCUCACUGGCUAGUCGCAGUAGGCUAAAGAAUCCAAAGACUGAACCCAAGAAGGAGAAGGCCUUUAAGUCCACCAGCCUACUCAAAACCCACAUACUCAAACAGAACAAUUACUUCGCCAAGACUAGUGCUGAAUCAAGUACCAUCAAGGUGGUAAAAAAUGGCAUACUGAAUGAGUCUGUGUGCAUCAAAACCAAUUCUACCAUCCAGCCUGAGGGGAAGGAGGGCUCCAAUUACUCCAGCGUGGAUAACAUGGCACCAAAGGAUAUCAAACAGAAGGUUAACCAUGAGGUUUUGCCCAAGGAUCUUGCUCCUACCUCCACCAUCACACCAUUACCAGUGCCUGAUAAAAUAAAUCCUGCCUCCAAGUGGUCAAAGAUCAAGAUAGUCACCAAGCAGACAGGGAAUGAAUGCAUCACUGCCAUUGAGAUAGUACCUCCCAACAGCUCUGAAAAUAGUUCAAUCCCUGUCAAUCAUCCCAGAACAGUUGCCAGGAAAUUUGCCAGCAUUGCUAGGAGCCAAGUUAAACGAAAGCGGCAGAUGGCAGCCAGGGAAAAAAAGGUAACUAAGACCAUUUUUGCUAUUCUGCUGGCUUUCAUUAUCACAUGGACACCAUACAACGUUAUGGUUCUCAUCAGCACCUUCUGCCAUUCCUGUGUUCCCGAUACUGUGUGGGCUAUAGGCUACUGGCUGUGCUAUGUGAACAGCACCAUCAAUCCUGCAUGCUAUGCGCUCUGUAAUGCCACCUUCAAAAAGACCUUCAAAAACAUUCUGAUGUGUCAGUAUAAAAACAUUGGCGCAAGAUAAACUGAGGGAGCAUCAUUUGAUCAGGCUGGACACAGUUAUUGGUUUUGUACUAUGGUCAAAUCCACCCAGAAGUGGAUCUAAUCAUCAACUGGAGGUCAUUGGGCCCCAAAGUGAACCAUGGGAUUAGUUGUAGUCCUGUGGUUACUUCCAGAAUCUCAGAAAUGUAAUCACUGUUGUUGGGUUAUUGAAUGAGCAUGUAUAACACUGUUAUAAAUACCAGAAACAAAGCACAGUCAAGUAAUGGGAGGAAUUCAAGUGAGAGCCCAGUGAAGAUCAUAAUAACUUGACUUUCUGUGAGUCAUUGGAUUUAAAUGAGAAUGAUGCAAAGCAGGAGACACUAUAUGGAUUUCCCAUAAUCUACUGCGCCACAGAACUCAUUAAAAGAAAGAUGAAUUGUGUGUAACGAACACACAGUUUUACCAAAAUGUUCCGCUUAUUUAGUCCAUGUUAGGAAAUUGUCUUACGGGAUUAUUCUUUUUAUGACGUAAUCAGUUAAAAAGGGAAGGGAAUCCUCAGUUCUAUCAGAUCUUUUCAUUUAGUGAUGGACAAUAUAACAUUUAAUGAACCAUUUGCUGUUUUUUAGACUCCAUGGCCUAAAGCAAACCAAGAGCGCCAUCUAGUGGGAUCAAAACAUACAGCAAAUGGUUCAUGAAACGUCAUUUGGUCCAUCAUUAUUCAGUAUUACAUGGACACCAUACACCAUUAUGAUUCUUCAUGAUACCUUAUGCCAUUCUUAUGCUCCUGACAUUGAGUGGGCUAUAAGCUACUGACUCUGAUACGUCAACUGCUUGUAAAAAAUGAAAAAGCUGUAACAUUUCAACAUCUAUAUGAAUAAAUGGGUGAAUUUUUCAUAAACCUAUCAGACCUUUUGAAACACUUCAAGUAGACAUAGAUUACUGGACCAAGAUUUUAUAAUGACUAUAUAUACAAAUAUAUGCUAUUGUUUCUUCUAAAAACAUGGAAGUGACAGAAUUCAUUAAAAUUUAUAUUUUAUGCUCCAACAAAUAUAAAUACUGGGAAAGUAUAUGAAAAGUAUGUUUCAAGAGUGAUGAAGAAUGUUUAUCUGCAUUAAUCUAUAUAGAUGCUUGUACUAUCUGGUUUAUUGUAAUAUAUUCAUUUUCUCUGUUUAUUGCUGUAUAUAUGCAAACAGUGUUAUUACAUGUAGAUGUACUUAGUCAAUAACUGUAAAGACAUUCUUAUUAUUUUUAUAGUUAAGGGACAAAUAUUGUGUGGUCACUGAUUCUGCAUGUGUGCAAUAUUAUGACAUUAUAAUGUCAGCAUCUGUCAUUGUUCUCAAUGCUUUGCAUCAUAGCCCCAGUGGAGCUGCUGGUAUCAGUGUGUAAAAUGAACGUAACACUUAAGUUUUGAUAUGAGUCAAAUGUAAUAUCAUUGUUGUCAUACUGUAUGUUGCUUUUAAAUGAACUGCUGUCUUUUAGAGAAAUGGUUGACCUCUGGAGCACAUUAAAUUCAUAACAUGGGAUAUUCAUUUUGUUUAGACACAUUUUCUAAAGUUUUUCUUGAAUUAAUUUCACUUAAUUUGUAAUGGUUUAUAUCAUUUAUAUGAACAAAACAUGUCUUGUUGCAUAACUGUUUCUAUAUAGGGUCUGAGAACAAUCCUUCCUUGUUCUUACUGUCGUCUGGAUCUUGUUCUUUGCUGAUGGCAGGUUUCCUUUUUAAAGUUGUUUCAUCGUAAUGAAAUAAUUAAA